Molecule: messenger RNA, 7423 nt
Organism: Phoenix dactylifera (date palm)
Lineage: Eukaryota; Viridiplantae; Streptophyta; Magnoliopsida; Arecales; Arecaceae
Source: RefSeq, a predicted model, not a curated record
CUUUUUUUCCUGCGUUUGAUCUCCGGAUUUGGUUCGCCUGCUUUUCUUGCUUUCGCUUCUUGGAAUGGUCGGGCAUUUUUUGUGAUUUUUGUGGGAUCUGAUGGUUUCGGUUCGUGCCAUUGGCGGUGGGUGGAGGACGUAGGAUUGGAUUUCGAUCUUUCUCCCUCCGAUGCGUCUAUCUUUGUUUCCUUUUUCGAUUUUUUAGGUCGAUUUUUUCUUGUUUUUAUGGCUUUUCAUCCUAGAUGGAGGUUUUUGUCAAAAACAACUUGUUUUGCUAUGUGCUGUUUGCCUUUGAAUGGGGUUUUCUCGUGAUCGGAUGAAGUGUGGGUCUAUGAUUCGAAUUUCUUCUGCAGUUUUUUGUGGUUUCCAGAGAUGCUGUUUAUAUCUGCUUUGCUCUCGUUUGCUUUGAUUCUGCGGUAGAUGGUUUUAUCUUGAAAUGUUGAAGUGAUAGAUUUUUAAAUGUAGGAUCAGGUUGAAUUUUAUUUAUUUAGAAUUUUUUAAGCUUUUCCACUGUAGCUGAGAGAUGUGAUCUUGGUCUGAUUGGUUUUGAUUUUGUGGUAGUUGAAUUUAUCGUCAUAUAUUUGCACUGUAUGUUUGAAUGUAGGAGCACAUUGAAUUUUGACGUCUUUCAAGAGUUUCAGUGAUGAUGUUUGAUGCCUACUUUGGUUACGGUGCAUUUGAUUUUCUGUUGGAUGGUUUUUCUUGAAAUGUUGGAGUCCUAGAUUUUUUAGAUCUAGGAUCCGAUUGAAUUUUAAUGUCUCUGGGAAUUUUAUCUUCCCUUAAUUGUUCCAUCAACUGUCGAUCAUCUCCCGAAGAUGAGGCAAAGGAACUUACCAUGACACAUGUCCUGAAAUCCAAGUUUUGGUUCCAGACUAUUUGUCGUAUUGUCUGGGCAAUGUUCGAUAAUCAAUCAUUGUGAAUUUGUCUGAAUGCGGAUUUGUGAAAUUUCUCGUUUUAGCUAUGUCAAAUGAUUUAAUUAUAAGUCAAUAGUGAAUGAAGUCUUUAAGAAUGAUUAGGUUUUUGCUCGGUAUUCAGUCAUUGAUGCCUUUGUAAGUGCAAUGUGGCUAAGCUGAUCUUGAUCAUUUGGUGUCAUUAUAGCUUGGCACACUUAUUGAUUACUGGUUGCUAUUGAAAUAUCUAGGUUUAUUGGCUAGUAGUAAAGAGAGUAUAAUCCCUUAUUGUCCUAGGCACAGCUUAUCAUUGCUUGGUCGUUAAUUUGAUAGAGUAGGUUGAGAUGCCUAAUAAUUGUUCAGUUUGGGUUGCACUAUGAUCAUUAUGUCAUGUACAUGUUAGGUCACUUACCUUUUUCUCUUUUUUAUUUGUACUGACUUCUGUUUUUCUUUAAUUAAUUAGAGUAUACCGUGUCGAAGUGUAUUCUUAAGUGUUUUUGGAUAUAGUUUUCAUUAAUGCUGAUGCUCAUUAUUGUCUCAGGCUUUCUUAUUUCCUGUUACUAAGUUCAUUUUAUACAAAUUUCAAUGCCAAUGGUGCUGCUUUUCAUUUUCACACCUCGCAAUUCUCUUGUAAUAAUUGAUUAAACCUGAGGACUAUAGGUGCGUAAUUUGACUCUUUAUUAUUGACAUGAAGAAUUUCAACGAGAUAAUUAACCUCAGCUGUCACAUCUCAUGGUUCACGCCAUAUUGGAAAUCCUGUGCAGAGCAUGGGCAGUCCCUUUCUUGGGUUAUUUGUCUAGCGUCUUUCACCUUCACACCUCCCACCUGUCUUCUUUCUUGCAGGAACAUAACUAGAAUAUUAGGCUAAAAGAGCUGGCCAAUUUUUUGGACUAAAAAGAUAAAACUAAAAACUUGUUAGCUAGUUUGAUCAUUUUGUAACUAAUUUUAGCAGAUAAUAUGUUGGUCAGAACUGAAGUUGAACUUCAUGGUCUUUGUUAACCAUUAUGGUUGCAUUGAGGUAACACUUAGAAUUUCUUUUUCUGUCGUUAGUUUUUUUUCAAGAAUACUGAAAAUGAAAGGACAUGUCCUGAAAAAGUAAAUUUACUGUUGCCUAUUUAAGAAGACUGGAUUAUAGUCUGGCACAUGAUUACAUUGAAGCUUGUAGUGACAGUGGAUAUAGCUCUAGGUCAGAGUGAGUCGAACAGUGAUUCCAAUAGGUAAAAGAUGUCCUCAUGUUUUUCUGUAUUCCAUGUUUGGUUACUUUCAAUUGCCAAUAUAUUAUUGGGGUCUGGAUUUUAAUUUAGAAGAUGGAAUAUCAACAAAUUGAUGCUUCCAGUGGAGAAACAACAGAAAUACUGAAUCUAAACACAAUCUGCAAUAUAAUAUUACACCUGAAUUUAGAGGCACUGGGGAGGGAUCUAGUUAUCUAAUGCCAAUGAUGUUAUCUUAGACCAAUAAACAACGAUGAAUGCUGAAAUGAGAAACUAUUUUUACUUUUCUAUAAUGUAAAAGAAAAGGAUGCUUAUGUGAAAUGGAGAUAUUUAAAUUCAUGGCUACAAGUCCGGCAGGUUAGUGACAUAUGAUCACUGAAGACCAGAAUGAGUGACAGAGAGCUAAAAGGGCAACAAUGGACUGCUAAAGAUGUGCCAAUAGUAUUUACGGCACUAUAAUUCUAUGGAAUGUUAUUUACUAUGUUUGGCAAGCACUUUGUAGUAUGGGAAAACUUCAAGUUAGAUGGGAGCAAUUGCAAGCUGUUAUUCUUAGGACUGUACUGUAAGAUAUGUUUUAUGAACAUACUAAGUCGAUGAAAGACAUUGUCCUCCAUGAGCAAGUUGGGGGGGGGGAGCUAGGUAGUGUUUUUGUUCAGUUUUUCUUUUUCUGAGAGGCAUUCUUCCAUUUUUUUGUAAAUCUUUACUUUAUGUGAAGUUGCAUCAGUUAUUAAGAAUGGCGUGUGUGCAUAUAAUGAAAUGUUCUCAUCCUUUACAUGCUUAUAUAAUUGAAAAGUGGGUUAGUGACAACAUAGUUAGCGUCGCAUGCGUUGAUAGUUAAAUAUGAUGACUUGGUCUGUGCCUUAUAUUAGUCCUCAUGAAUGUAGUCCUGGUUGGGGAACAAUACAUACAAUUAGGGAAGUCACGUGUACUUACAAGUAACAUAUGCUUACCUUGUAUAUUGGAGUUAAUUAUCUUCAGCAUUCUAAAUAUUGGAUGGAGUUUGCAAUAAACUGACUACAAAAUCCUGAUUUGUUGUGUAUGCGGUGGCAAAAUUGGCCCAUUUCAUUGUUUUUGUCUGUUCACUAGCAUCUGAUUCUGAGGUCAGGUCAUAAUUGCAACACUAUUUUGAGUGAGAAUUUGGUUUGUUGCCAAGUAUCUUUAGAUUUUUUAAUUGAUCUGAAUGUACCACAAUUUUACACAAUAGUAUUUUGACGUAUAUUGAGGGCCAUGUUGUCUUUGUAACUACUUGGCUUGUACAUCUGUCGUGGAGGGCUACUACAUCUGUAUGCCCAUGUAAAUGGGACCAACCUAUGUUCCAUAUGAAGCACACAAUACCCUCAUUUAAAUUUCUUUGCCACUGGCUCACAAUGGGAUGGGAGGGAGAGAUAAAAUGCAUAGGUGAUUUUUAUUAGCAUGUGCAGAUUUAGCACCACAUAUCUUGCAGAGAGUUUGUUGUGCAUAUGCCAAUGAUAAUCUUUUUCUUUGAGAAAGGAAAUAAGAAUUAAGGAAAGUGCAUAAUUCUUUUUGUUGUGCUUGGAUUACGUUCUUGGUAUUACCAAGGUCCUACUUCUGUUGAUAGGCAUAGUGUACAUUAAUUAUUCAUAUUUUAAGUAAGCAUGUUUGUACACAUUUAAUCUGAUGCUUUAAUUUAAUAUCCAGGGUGAUAGUAUUUAUUCUUUCGGUGACACCUGGGGGUGAUCUCUGCUACAAGACUGUUGGCAUUUAAUGACAGGAGAAUGGAGAAUAAUAUAAAUUCUGCAGAAAUUGCAGAAGAAAAACCAUACUAAAUAUCAGAGAAGGAACUACGUGAGCUUGACCACGUAUUCUUAUGCUCCUUUUACAACUAGACUAUGGGAAUAUCAGCAUGUUGCAAGGACUGCAUGAUUGAAUCUUCCAGCUAUUUAUCUGUUUCUUGAACCAAAAUGACACUUGAAGAUUUUUUCACUCUUACUGAGAUGAAGGAUGGGCUUUCAAAUCUUGCGAGAGUUGAAGAGCUAAUUUCUAUGCUUCAAAAGCUAAAAGAUUGCAUUGCAAACAAUGCUGGUGAUGCAGCAAGACAAUGGUCAACUGCUGUAAGCACCUUAGCAGCCACAGGAAGCAAGGGAUGUCUUGAUCAUUUUGUUCAGUUAAAUGGGCUGAGUUUUCUAAAUCAGUGGCUUCAGGAAGCUCAGAAGUGCAGUAUCGAUGCCAAUGACGGUGUUCUGAAAGAAUUGAUAAUUAAACUGUUAGCAUUGCUUGAAAAGCUUCCAAUCAACAAUGAAAAGUCAAAUGCUUCUGGGGUUGGAAUUACUGUUGAACAGCUCCUUGGUCACAAUGACCUUAAAAUCAAGGAAAGAGCAAAAAUUCUGUAUAAUAAGUGGAAGCAUGCAGAAAAUACUGAGGGGAGUUGCAGUGAUUCUGAGAAAGGCGAAAGAAGUCAUAUUGAACAACCUAAACCUUCAGAUAGUGCACAGAUUAUUGAAGAGGGCACGCCCUCUAUAUAUCCUGUUCUUGAUAUUUCUGCAUCCGAAGGAGGAACUGAUGAAGGGAGUUGUAAAGUAGAAUCAGCAGGGACUGAAUCCCACCAAUCAGAUGUUACCAGAUGCUCAGCCAGUUUACAGAAACCUGAUUCUGCUAUCAGUGAGAGAACUUAUGUUCAAAAUCAAACUGUGCCUGCAACCUCUUCAACCUCUGCUGAUGCAAAUGUGACUUUAGGAGAUGCCAAUUCAUCGGGGUCAUCACUUGUUUCAAACUCUUGUCAGGAGACAUUAUCUGCUACGGAAGAGUCUUCUGUUUGUCCUGCUGCAGGAUUGCCCUCCUCUGGCACAUGCAGUUCACAAUUUGCUAGGGGAGGAGGAGAUCAACCCAAUGUAUCAGUGUCAAAGGAUGCUUCUGCUGCAGCUGGUGUUAAAGAGAUGGAGGUGAAUACAGUGGAAGAGAACCUAUCUGAAUCUGGUCAGAUGGAAAUAUGCAAUGUUCCACCAUCUUCCAGUUUAUCUGCUUCUGCAUCUGAAGUGAUUGCUGCAGCAGAACCCACUGUAUUUUGCAAUUUAGAUUCUAGUAGGAAUGAAGCUCAUCCAUCAGAGACGGUGGGACCUGAGCCAAAGACUGGGGGUGGUGCCUGCAGGAUGCCAAAUUGUUUGGGCAAACAGGUUGCACAUGUCACAAAGGGUUUUCAAGAUCUAUAUGGUAAAUCAUGCAUAAUUGGAAAGCUAGAUGGUUCUGUUAAUUCUCAACAGAGGGAGGAAGAUGUCGAAAGUGAUGGUGGCAUUAAAAAUCUUGGCAGCGAGGUUGAUUUGAAGGUAAGCAAAGGUGUGGUGUUCCCCUGUCAUUCUUCCAAAGCAAAGGAGACCAAAGCAACUGGGAUUCCCAACCAAAAGUCAGAUUUGGGCCUUGAAUAUGAGAUCGAUGCAUUAGAAGUUGCAAGGCAAGUUGCUAUAGAAGUGGAACGGGAAGUUGUUGACUAUAGAGAACCUUUUAGCAGCUCUCCUGAGGUCAACUCUGGAGAGAUGAUGGGUGCCCAUAGCCCUGAUAUUGAAGAAGGAAAGCAGGAUCAAUCAGUGAUCAGUAAAGCAAAUGGAAAUAAAUCACCAUCUCGUGAAAAAGAUCAUUCUGGUGAUGCCUCUUCUCCUAAGGAAGAUGGUUCAGGAAUCACGGAGAAUAUUAUUAGCACUGAUCCUGAAAAACCUGAGCAAGAUUUAGAAACAAGUAAGUUGAAUUUCCCUGUCCAAGAACCAGUGGGCAAGUUGGGUGGGAAUAGAUGCAUCUUUGAUCUGAAUGCAAAUAUUUGUGCUGGGGAAUCUGAUUGCUUAAUGAAGCCCAUCCAUGGGGUGCCAGUCAAUGUGUCUGCACCUAUAGCUGUUGUUGCUGCUCCAAAAGGGGCUCCAGGAUUGCCAGUUACUCCUCUCCACUUUGGAGGUGAGCUGGGAUGGAAGGGCUCUGCUGCCACAAGUGCUUUUCGGCCAGCAUCCCCUCGAAGAACUCCAGAUAGUGAAAAGACACAUUCAAGCCCGAAACAGAAACCAAACUUCCUUGGGAUUGAUCUGAACGUGGCUGAAAGUGAGGAUGAUGCGGUUAUUGAACCAUUAUCUGUGAAACAAUUACCUGCUUCCUCUGGCUUGCCUUCUGGGGAUUCUUCUAUGGAAGUCAGUUCGGGACGAGCAGAAAGGCUGAUGUUGGAUCUUAACCGCCUUGGGGAUGAGGAUGCACCAGCCAAUUUAUCCUCCAAUUUGAAGAUCCAUCCCCAGAGUGGGGAUCGGAGCUUCUCUUCUCCAUCAUCAUCAUCUUCAAGACAGACUUCCAUGAGAGACAUUGACUUGAAUGAUCACCCAUCUUUUGUUGAUGUUGGUGGUUCACGCAACUUUGAUAAUCCAUCUUGCAAGGCCUGUGGCACAUCUGGAGGAUCAAAACUAAAUGAACCUGUUAUUACAAUCAUGGGUGCAAGAGUCCCUGUUGAAAGGAAGGAUUAUGUCAACCAAGUUCAGCAUGCCUUUCUGGGGGCCGGACUGAAUAUGAAGUCUGCAAUGGCUGCUAGACCGGUGCUGCCUUACUCUCACAUGCCACCGCCUGCUUAUGGGUAUAAUGGACUUGGGACAGGGCCAACCAUGUCUUUUCCUCCAGCAUACUAUGGACCUGGGAACAUUCCUUACAUGGUGGAUUCUAAAGGAGUUCCUGUAACACAUGUUAUGGAACCAGGACUGAAUGGUGCACCAUCAGCAAGGCCGCCUUUUCUUAUGAGUGUACCUAAUGCACCUGCAAGUUCAAAUUCGUAUGGGAUUUUCCAACCUGGUCUGGAUUUGAAUUCUGGGAUGCUGUCAGUAGAGGGUGGGGGCAGGGGAGGUGGAAGUUUUAAGCAAUUCAUUUGGCAAGGGCAGAAUGGUUUGAUCGAAGAACAAAUGAGGACUUCAUCACAGCCUUCUAGUUCAGGAAUGACACCGAAACGGAAGCAGCCAGACUCUGGGUGGGAGCCACCUCAUGCUUAUGGUUACAAACAGGUGACAUCAUGGCAAUAGCUUUUUUCCCCUCUUAAAUUUUCAUCUCUAGGCAGCUUGGUCAUAGGACUUGCCUUCAUUGGUCCUUGAAGGUGGUGGGCCAAUUCAACCAUGUGAGAAAGAUAAAAAAAAAUUUAAUAAUGCUGGUUAUAGAUGUUUGAUGGAAUUGAAAAAUGUAGGUUCAGUUGUUUACAUGCCUGUUCUUUGUUGUUGAUUGAUUAUAGAGGCAAUUUCAGCUGGUGGAAGCUGAAUUCAUGUAUAUCUUAUAAAUAUUCUAACAUAGUGAAGGGAGUCGUUGACUUUUUUGGAAUUUGGUUAUUAUUGGUGUAUAUGAUAUUAAAUUUUUUUGCCA